This is a messenger RNA of Penicillium coprophilum, 222 nucleotides long. RefSeq lists its product as uncharacterized. The coding region runs from base 1 to 222 and encodes 73 amino acids. Lineage: Eukaryota; Fungi; Ascomycota; Eurotiomycetes; Eurotiales; Aspergillaceae. The record is from RefSeq and is a predicted model, not a curated record. The transcript is spliced from 2 exons.
AUGGAUGAAAGACAGCCUCACAGGGUCGAGCCAAUCACAGAGAAUGCGAUGAAAUCGUCGCCAGAUCGGCUCGAACCUACGACCCACAUAGCCGAAAACGGUAGCUUCUCUUUGAUUGAGCGUGUCAUCCUUAGUGCAGGGGCCAUGCUAAUCUUCUCUGUAUAUUUUCUGUUGACCAUAUGCCCCGAAGGGCGAAAUGUAUCUUCGUUCAGUUCAUUAUAA